AUGAGCAAAGUUGAAAACCAAUCAUCGAAUAGUGCAUCCUCCAGGUCGUUGUCUUCAUCAUCAGACAAUAGAAAAACCGACAAUUAUAAUUCUUCGUAUCGGAAUGAUAGAGGAUCAUCAUCGAGAAGGUACUCACCAAACAGACGAUCGGAUUCAAGAUAUGAUAGAAAUGAUAGUAGAAGGGAUAAUAAUUAUGGUGGAUCAAGGGAAAGACGUUUGUAUGACGAUAAUAGGGAUAAUAGAGAUAGUAGGGAUAGUAGAGACGAUAGGGACAAUUAUAAAUCGGAAAGAAGAGAAUACAAUGAUAGAAGGAUCAACUCAUCAAACGAUAAUAAGAAGGAUAUGAAUGAAACAUUGAAAAGAAAACUUGAGGAACGUCAAACUGAACAAAAAAGACAAAAGAAAUCACCAGAGGAUGAAGAUUAUUUAGAUCUUGGGGAUGAUAAAAAGGAGGAAAAACAACAAGCUGAUGGAGUUUAUUCACUUGAGGAUGUUGCCAAAGAAAUUUGGACAGAUGAAAAGGAUUUUAUUCUCAAACCUACAUCAGUUGAUCAAUUAAUUGAAAUUAACAAGAUUCAUAUUUUGAGAAGGGAAGAACGUGAGAAUAAAUUUAAAGAAUUCGAAAGAAAAAAGAAGGAAAAGAAAGAAAAAAAGAACAAAAAGGAAAAGAAGGAAAAGAGCAAGAAGAAGGAUAAAUCUUCGAGCAAGCAAGAUGAUGAAAUUGCAGGACCUAAAUUAUUAUCUGAUUUGAUGAAUGACCAAAGUACUAAAUACGAAGUUCCUCUCUUACCAGGUGAAGGUGCAGCUAUUGCUGAAUUCAUUCAACAAAAUAAGCGUAUUCCUAGAAGAGGUGAAGUUGGUUUGACAAGUGAUCAAAUUACAAAUUAUGAAGAUUUGGGCUAUGUCAUGUCUGGUAGCAGACACGCCAGAAUGAAUGCUAUUCGUAUCAUGAAGGAAAACGAAGUAUAUAUGCAAGAAGAAAAGAAGAGAUUGGAUCUUUUACAAAAGCAAGAAAGAAGUCAAAGAGAAAACAAGAUUAUUUCACAAUUCAGAGAUAUUGCCAAAAAGGAACAAUAA
This is a messenger RNA of Naegleria gruberi, 1077 nucleotides long. RefSeq lists its product as uncharacterized. Bases 1 to 1077 code for a protein of 358 amino acids. The transcript has a single exon. The record is from RefSeq and is a predicted model, not a curated record. Gene Ontology annotation, biological process: regulation of gene expression. Lineage: Eukaryota; Heterolobosea; Eutetramitea; Acrasida; Naegleriidae. Gene Ontology annotation, cellular component: nucleus. Gene Ontology annotation, molecular function: chromatin binding.